GCAUGUUUUCAGCCUGUCUGGAUUUAAAGAGCGGAGCCGUACAACAGACCCUCUGAAAUGGAAACCUCGCUUCAUACCGAGAGAAAACCAAGCAGCCCGAACUCAGCUUUUGGAAAGCACGCACAGACGUGGCUGAAGAGUAACGAGGAACACCCUCCUUUGAACGUUGGCUCUUUAGAAACUGACAGGCAACGUCCUUCUGACAGCAUAAGCUGUCCCGGCGUGCCCCGUCCCGCACGGCCCCGCCUGUGCCCACACCGCGCUCAGGUGCGGUCGCUCACAGCCUUUCCCCGCUGCAAAUACGCGACCGCGCGCAAUGAGCGCAGGAAGGCAUGCGCUUAUGUCAGGCUGCGCGCAGUCAGACAGCAGCGUUUGAAAGAGAGGAGAAGAGAGGAGAAGAGAGGAGAAGAGAGGAGAAGAGAGGAGAAGAGAGGAGAAGAGAGGAGAAGAGAGGAGAAGAGAGGAGAAGAGAGGAGAAGAGAGGAGAAGAGAGGAGAAGAGAGGAGAAGAGAGGGAGCGAAGUAGGUGACUGUGAUUGUAGGUUGGUGCUUCUUAAAAUCUUCACCGGCAGGAGGAGGAAAGCCUUUAACCCCAGCCGCCUCAGAGCGGCGAAGAAGUAACUUAAGAAAGAGAACGGCAAGCAAUCAGAAAUCACGAGCCUCAGUUUACAGGGGCGCAGCCCCGACGGCCUCUAAGGGGCUUUGGGGAGGGGAGCGGGCCGACACCCACACGCCUGCUGAGAGCGGCAAACCGCUCGCAAAGAAAUAAACUCGGGGAGCUCUCUCCCUCUGUGCGGCGGGGUGCAGCGCUACGGGCGAGGAGACGGCGAGCCCCGGGGAAGGCAGAGGGGGCACAGCCCCGGGGCGGGGCGGGGGACGCGAAGCCGGGCAGCG
Molecule: messenger RNA, 893 nt
Organism: Gallus gallus (chicken)
Lineage: Eukaryota; Metazoa; Chordata; Aves; Galliformes; Phasianidae
Product: splicing regulatory glutamine/lysine-rich protein 1-like
Exons: 2
Coding region: 58-525 (155 amino acids)
Source: RefSeq, a predicted model, not a curated record